Thalassophryne amazonica is the source of this 2680-nucleotide messenger RNA. It is a transcript of the gene tmc1, whose product is annotated as transmembrane channel-like 1. Gene Ontology annotation, cellular component: plasma membrane. Gene Ontology annotation, molecular function: mechanosensitive monoatomic ion channel activity. The record is from RefSeq and is a predicted model, not a curated record. The coding region runs from base 100 to 2619 and encodes 839 amino acids. Lineage: Eukaryota; Metazoa; Chordata; Actinopteri; Batrachoidiformes; Batrachoididae. Gene Ontology annotation, biological process: vestibular reflex; detection of mechanical stimulus involved in sensory perception of sound. The transcript has 18 exons.
AGAAGAGAGAGAAAGGAGAAGGAAAGACAGCGGGCCAACGUAAAGAGUGGCAGUGCAGCAAAAGCCAAGAAAAAUACAAAAAAUGAAAACAGGCAAAAAAUGGACCUGGAGGAGAGAGAUGCUGAUGAAGGAACUUCCAAGAGAAAAAAGAAGCAGGGAUGUGCCAAACAAGAAGCAAAAGAAGAGGAUGGUGUUGAGCGGAGAGUAAAGAAGAAAGUAGAUGACACAAAGAAGAAAAAGUACAAGAACAUAGUUUUGACAAGCUCAGAGCAAGAGUCAAGUGAAGAAGAUGAUGGUGAGGAAGAAGAUAAUGAUGAGGAGGUGAAGCCUGAGGCUCUGACACCAGAGGAGCUGGAGAAGCUGAAGGAGGCAGUGGACGAGAGGAAAAAACUCAUCCAAAGUCUAAGGGGAAAGCCCUGGUCCAUGAAAAAGAAACUUGUGACUUUACGGGAGUCACAGGAGUUUGUCGAGAAAUAUGAAGGAGCUCUGGGGAAAGGGAAAGGCAGGAAACUGUACGCAUACAAGGUCAUGAUGACCAAGAAAUGGAUGAAGUUUCAACGGGACUUUGAAAACUUUAAAACCACCUGCAUUCCAUGGGAGAUGAAGAUCAAGGAAAUUGAAAGUCAUUUUGGUUCCUCAGUUGCUUCCUACUUUAUUUUCCUGAGGUGGAUGUAUGGAAUCAACAUGAUCUUGUUCGGUCUGACCUUUGGCCUGGUCAUGGUGCCAGAGGCACUAAUGGGCCGACCCUAUGGCAGCAUCCCAAGGAAGACUGUCCCAAGGGCUGAAGAGGCCAGUGCCAUGGACUUCGCUGUUUUAUGGGACUUUGGGGGUUACGCUCAGUAUUCAGUCCUCUUCUAUGGUUACUACAACAACCAGCGUGCUAUUGGUUGGCUCAAGUUCCGUAUGCCUCUCUCUUACUUCCUGGUUGGCGUGAGCACGGUGGCCUAUAGCUAUAUGGUGGUCAUUAGAACGAUGGCCCGUAAUGCCAAUGAGACAGGGAUUGGAGAUGACAUCAGCUUCAACUUCAGCUGGAAAAUGUUUACCAGCUGGGACUACUUGAUAGGAAACCCUGAAACAGCAGACAACAAAUUUGCCUCCAUCACCACCAGCUUCAAGGAAGCGAUUUUAGAGGAACAAGAGAGUCAAAAGGAUGACAAUAUCCAUCUGACGCGUUUCCUGCGAGUGCUUGCCAACUUCUUGGUCCUGUGCUGCUUAGCGGGAAGUGGAUAUCUCAUCUAUUUUGUCGUGCGGCGCUCUCAGAAGUUUGCCCUUGAAGGACUUGAAAACCAUACGUGGUGGGAAAGAAAUGAGGUAAACAUGGUCAUGUCUUUGCUGGGGAUGUUCUGCCCGAUGCUGUUUGACGUUAUUAGCACUUUGGAGAACUACCACCCUCGUGUGGCCCUGCAGUGGCAGCUGGGACGCAUCUUUGCCCUUUUUUUGGGAAAUCUUUACACAUUCAUUAUUGCACUCAUGGAUGAAAUCAACCUCAAAAGGGAAGAGGAAAAGAUAAUUAAGUUUAAUGUCACCACGUGGGAAGCCAGUCUUUACAAUGGCACGGUAUCAGAAAACAGCACUGCUCCACCCUCCAGAAUCCAACCCGCUGACAUGCCCAGAGGACCCUGUUGGGAAACGAUGGUGGGCCAGGAGUUUGUUCGGCUGAUAAUAUCUGACACCAUGACAACCUACAUCACGCUGCUAAUUGGUGAUUUCCUGAGAGCUGUGCUGGUUCGUUUUCUCAACCACUGCUGGUGCUGGGACCUCGAGGCUGGAUUUCCAUCUUACUCAGAGUUUGAUGUGAGUGGAAACGUCUUGGGAUUGAUCUUCAAUCAAGGCAUGAUAUGGAUGGGUGCCUUCUACGCACCCUGCCUACCAGCUCUGAAUGUUCUGCGGCUGCAUGUCUCCAUGUACCUGCAGUGCUGGGCUGUGAUGUGCUGUAAUGUGCCACAGGAAAGGGUGUUCAAGGCUUCUGGCUCCAACAACUUCUACAUGGCCAUGUUGUUGGUCAUCCUCUUCCUAUCCACUUUGCCUGCCAUCUACACCAUCGUCUCUAUUCCUCCUUCUUUUGACUGUGGACCCUUCAGUGGGAAGAACCGCAUGUUUGAUGUAAUUCAUGAGACACUGGAGUCAGACUUUCCAGCCUGGUUUAGUAAGAUCUUCAGCUAUGCCUCUAACCCUGGACUGGUGUUGCCCUUCAUCUUGCUUAUGGUCUUGGCCAUUUAUUAUUUGCAGUCCACAUCCAAAAGUUCUAAAGAAGCCAACAUGGAACUGAAGAAAAAACUACAAAUGCAAAAUGAAGAGAACAAGAAGAAGAAUAAACGAGCAGCAAUGAAGGCUGCCAUGGAUCUGGAAGAGGCCAGAAAAGCUGCAGACUGCCAGAGGAACAACAGUGCUUCACUGCAAGUACACAAAGCAGAUAACCAUGGCAACACUCAGAGGCUGCACCAUGGUAAAAAUGGUGGCAACUCACCUCGAGACCAAGAAAGACUACUUCCUCCCUCCAGAGCCACUGCCGCUAGAACCUAUCACCAUGGGAACCAUGGGCCGCCCGGACACCUGCCUGGAUUCUCUCUGCAGAGUGAACCCAGGAUGUACAGGGUGCCAAGCCUGCAGAGACACUGAUGGACAGGGAGGAAUCAAAAUCAAGCACAUUAUGUGGAGUCAUAUUUGAACAAAUGCACUC